Molecule: messenger RNA, 6190 nt
Organism: Odontomachus brunneus
Lineage: Eukaryota; Metazoa; Arthropoda; Insecta; Hymenoptera; Formicidae
Exons: 8
Coding region: 1005-4316 (1103 amino acids)
Biological process (GO): lipid metabolic process
Molecular function (GO): lipase activity
Source: RefSeq, a predicted model, not a curated record
GCUUCACUCGCGGCACGGAAGAUCGCACUUCGGCACGACUUCCGUCUUGGCAGCGAAAAAUUACGAGCGCUGCCGGAAGUCGCGUCGCCGCUCGUUAUUCCCCGCGAGAACGACUCGACGUGGAUAGAGAGAGAGAGAGAGAGAGAGAGAGAGAGAGAGAGAGAGAGAGAGAGAGAGAGAGAGAGAGAGAGAGAGAAAGACAGAGAGAGAGAGAGAGAGGGAAAGAAGUAGUUUCUCUUUUGAAGAACGUCGACGUGCGAAAUCAAUCGAUGUCAAAUCGCCGCGACUUUCGUCGCGCGAAAUUGACGCAAUUCGGCACUGUUUCAUCAACAGACGGCGGCAGAAUGUGAAUCCUGGUGCCUCCUCAUGAGCUACGAGUGCCCACAUCUCCGUCAUAAACGCGUCACGACAUCAGUUGUAAGAGCGAACUUGCGCAAGAGGCGAAUUUGAAGACUCUGAGGAGAGGCUCUCUCGACGGAGAAAGCAGACGGCCGAUCGAGUCAACGAGUUUGCACCGUGACAGCGUCGUAUGCUCGUCCCGUCUCUAUAUUUCAGUAUCUUUUGGUCACGGUAUGGUCGAGGCCAUGUAGAAUGACAAAUAUCCUUAUCUUACUACGCACUGAUCACAGGAUUCGCUGUUGAGAACACGCGUGAACCUACGAAAAGAUUUUUGUGCAUCAGUGACAACAUCCCAAUGACGAGGUAUCGACAAAGGCAAAUAAUCGCGAGUGAGAGAUCAGCCCUGUAAGGAAAAGAGAAAAUCAUCCGGAUCGGAGAAGAUAAUAGUCUUUUUUCCGUUGACACGCAACCGAUACAACACGAUAGAGCAUUUUCUUGUUUCUUGCAAGUCUUUUCGCCAAGUCGCGCUAAACGCGAGGAUGCAAGCUCAUUGAUGUCCUCUUCGUGUCUUCUCGAUGGGAUGCACCGUGGCACGAUGGAUUUCUAACCGCUUGCAAUGAUGGUGGACUUUUAAAGAGGCUUCCGGGAUAGUCCAGAGACGUGAGAUGAUCGGCAAACUUCUGCUGACCUUUUGGAUAUUACGAUGGACCAGUUUUUUCGAUCCCGUUGCGGGUCAGAGGUUCUCGGUCUUCGACGAGAAACAGGAUGAACAGAACGACAUGGAAAUAUUUCGCGCGGUCGUUGAAUCAAUGCAGAAGUGGACAUUGCAGAAAUUGUCUCAUCAUAGGAUAAAGAGGGAUGUGUCAAAAGUCUGCUACGAGGACGUCGGUUGUUUCGAGGACACCGGGCCGUUCAAUUACCUCGAGAUGUUACCGUCACCGCCUAAGGACGUUGGCACCAGAUUCCUCGUAUACGGGAGCAGGAGGGCGAGAUCGAUCCCCAUGGAUGUGCCCGCCGACGAUAUAAACGACAAAGUAAAGCGUGCCAUAGAUCCCAACCUACCGACCAAAGUGAUCGUCCACGGAUUCGGGAGCAAUUGCAAUCACUUGUGGGUGUACGAUAUGAGAUCCGCGCUGAUGAACAUCCAAGACUGCAAUUUAGUUUGCGUCGAUUGGGGCCCUGGCAGCGCCGUGCCAAAUUACGUGAGAGCGGCGGCCAACACGCGACUGGUAGGUCGACAAUUGGCGAAAUUAAUUCGCAGCUUGAACGUACCACUGGAAAAAGUGCACAUGAUAGGAUUCAGUCUGGGUGCUCAUGUGGCGGGAUUCGCCGGGGCUGAACUCGGCAACGUUUCCAGGAUAACCGGACUGGAUCCCGCGGGGCCGCUUUUCGAGUCGCAGGAUCCGAUGGUGCGCUUGGACGCAACGGAUGCGAAUUUCGUGGACGUGAUUCACAGCAACGGUGAGCAGCUGCUCCUCGGCGGACUCGGUUCUUGGCAGCCCAUGGGUCACGUGGACUAUUAUCCGAACGGCGGAAAGAUGCAGAGCGGAUGUUCGAAUAUCUUCUUUGGUGCAGUCACCGACAUCAUCUGGUCGAGCGACGUCGAAGGAAAGUCGCUGUGCAAUCACCGGCGGGCGUACAAGUUCUUCACCGAAUCCGUUAAUCCUAAGUGUCGAUUCCCGGCGUUCCCCUGCGAUAACGGCUAUGAGGGUCUGCUAAAAGGUGACUGCUUCCCUUGCAAUGCUAAUGAUGCGGAUAGACCCUGCGGCGAGAUGGGUUUUUACAGCAACGAGUCGCCCGCUCGAGGCCGACUUUACCUCAUGACGAGAGAUGAGGAGCCUUUCUGCGCAGAUCAGCAUCAGAUCAAGGUGUACAACAGCCGUAGCGAAAGACCCGUCAAGAGCCACGGCAAGCUUCAGAUUACCUUUGUGGGAGAGGACUCUUACAAUGAUACGUUUGCUAUGACACGCAAGGAUGAGGAACUUCUUGUAGGAUCUAUUCUUCAGAAGAUCAUCGUGCCACAUCCAGCGGUUAACAAUCUCGAGGGAAUCGAGAUCAAGUACACGGCGUACAACGGCUGGAUAUCUUCCGGCUUGGAGUCUUGGACCAUCGACAAGGUGAGUAUCAUCGACAGUUUCGGCAAGACCAUGUCGGUCUGCAAAAAAGGAUUGACCUUGGAAUCUGACCGACCGGUUUAUCUACCUCUUUACCCCGGCGAGUGCAACAUUCCCUUGGACGCAGACAACUCUACAUUGCCGCCGUCGACGCCGUCGUACGAGCACGCGGUCGACGAAAAUAAGCAGUCGCAGCAACAGCAACAGCACCAUUACCAGAACAGAGGCAUUGGUCCGUUUACAAAAGAGAAUAAUUACGAUACCAAGGAUGGACACUCCAUAGAGAUCCCACCAUCGGACAAGAACAUGAAAAGGAAGAAUCUCGGUCCGUUCACGAAGGAGCAGAACCUUCGUGUCACUGAUGUUGAGUCGAAUUUCGGCACGACGAGCACUUUUGAAGACACAGCAAAUCGGCGUGGUUCCGGCGCCACGAGUCCGUGGAUCAUGCUGGACAUAUCGAGCGACGGAGACUCCAACUCCUUGGAGAACACUGAACAGGAGCGCGGUAGGGCUUUCUCCGGCGGCGCCAAUCUGGUCUACCACACCUCGACGCCAAUAGAGCACGUCGACGAGACAACCACUGGUGUCACUACCACAGAGCACUUGUCGGAGAUCAGGGAACCAGUGCUACGGCUGAACAAAAAGGAAGUCGGCAGGUCGCUCAAGCUACCCGAGAUCACGGAACCGAUCCUGCGGCCGCGUACCACCCGACAGAAUACGCGGAACGAGGCGGUGCCGUACGAGAGACAGCGCGACGAAAUCCAGGAGACGUCGUCGACCUCGACCAGAGCGUUUACUGUGCAAUUUUUUCCCGAGAGACUGGCGCUCAUUCUGGCACAGGCAGAACAAUACGCCCGAAAUACCCUGUUGCCUUUAAUCUCUCAGUAUACGCCGAGCUUUGUAACCGGUGCGAGACAUGAAGAGCCCAAGUAUUUUCCUCUCUUGACCGAAAUGCUGCGAUCGAGGACUACUACCGAGGCCAGUAAGACGACUAGUCGGCAGAGGAAUGACCAGGUCGCGUGGGUAAACAGUCGACGCAGAUCCGACAAGCUAUUUAAAUUUGAAGACUCGUCCUCGUCGAGCCCGCAGGUGGACAAUGGUGAAAGCGAGCACACUGCGUCGAAAUCCGAGGUGCCGGUGGUAGUUGAAGCAGUGUAUCCGGAGAAGAUGGUAGCAAGCGACAAUUUCAGCAACUUUGAGACGAGUACGAUGCCGGCCGAUACUCGCCGUGAAGACGGUGAUUGGCGGCCCAUCAGCGAGCCGACAACGAUGUCUUCGGAGGAUGUCUCGUCGCGGAGACCUCUGAAUGCCUCGCGAGCGCUCGAUUGGUCAGUGGGCUACAGUCAAGACUGGACUUCGAGAACGGCUGACUCAGGAGCGCAGCUGGCUAAGACUGACGAUUGGGUGCCAAUUACGAUGAAGAGCGACGUUACAACCACGCCAAGCGCAACAUCAAGCGAAGAGACGCCGGUGAGCAAGGAAACUGAAGUCGCUGAGAAAAAAUUUGUCGAAAGCGAGGUUCUCGUCCAGGUCGACGAGAAAGCGACGACAUACGCGAGCACGUACGAGAGGAAAUUUAUACCUCUGGUCGAUUUGGAGGAAAUGUCUGGUCCAUCGCCUUCGUCGGCUGAUUCCAGUGACAUUUCCGAAUCGCGUUCCGAUACCACUACGGUUGCCACGCACAUCCAGAAGAUUCCGCGAUAUAAGGAUGUAAGGACGAAGAGCGGCAGGACGCUGGUGAGGUCCGCGAUGAUGUUUCCGUACGCUUAUGAGCGAAGAAACGAUCCCAGGACCAGGUAUAUACCGUUGAUUCCUGAAGAGGACAUGGGCAAGUCUUACUCGCUCACGGAGAGAGAUCGCUAACGUCGAGCACGUUAUAGACUGCUUAAAAAGUAGGACGCCAACAGUCGCUCAGCGUUGAAACGUUCGCGCCGUUUGUUAACAGUUAGUUCUCCGGCGUGCAGGGUGUUGCAUCUAUAGGUCAGUGAAACAAUUUGCAACGCUUUUUCAUAUUCCCUUUAAUAGCAAAAAUGAGUGUAAACCAAGAAGAUGUUUAAGAAUCAAUGAGAUCCAAUAGAUAUGCUGUUAUUGGCACUUAUAAAUGUUUUCUUAGUUGGAUAUUGUCAGACCGAAAUUCAACCGAAAUUUAUCUAACAUGAUUGUAAACCAUUUUGCAAACGAGUAUGCUGCCAAAUCCUAAUUGAGUCUAUAUCUAAGCACGCACAUCUGCCAGCGAGUAAGCAACCCGUCACUGACCAAUACGUUGAUGCAAGAGCCUGUACAUAUGUUUCUUUCUAACGUGACGGGACUUUCUAAUUCGAUGCUACCAUGAUGACUGAUAGGCCAGAAGGAAUCUGUUACUUCUGCGGCGAUUGUAAUUAAAGCUCGUUGAGAAACGUAGGAUUAAUAGUACAUUGAAAUCACUUUGAUAAAGAUCUGCAUCGGAUAAAGAUCUUUACUAACGGCUUUUCAGUGUUCUUAAAAAUACGGUCAGAUAUAGAUGCUUCUUGAAGAGUAAUAUCGUUGCUCUCGGAUAGUAAAAUGAAUAUAUCACUGUCCGACUCAAGUUAUGCUCCAAAAUCGAAGCUAAGCAAGAAUGACGAGUUGUAUCGCUGAAUUUGGAAAACUAUAUUCGAUUAGGACGGAAUAUAAUUUUCAGUGACAUGUGUUACAAAAUGAAUAUCCCCGUCGCGGAAUUGUGGCAGUUCGUGAUAAUAUAUUAUACGAUAGUUUAACACGUUCACUACCUAGUGUCACGUAUGUGUGAUGUACCAAUCUCUCGACAGACCGACAUCACAUAUAUGUGACUGUGAUAAUUUUCCAUCUUGUCUGCAUAAACAAAUUUAAUGUUUUAAUAUAAAAUGUCUGUUUUAACAUGAAAACAUAUAGAGUGGUUUUAGAAUGUCUGGUCUUCUCUAUCUUGAUUCUGUAACGGACGGUUUUCCAGGUGACCGUGGUAGUGAACGUGUCCUUCGCUGUUGAAUUUUUGAUUGAUGACGUUAGAAGCGAGGAAAUCCAUGUUCAAAAAUUCUGCAAAGUACAUAAAUAAAAAGAUAUAUCCUAGAAAAUAACAAAUAACUAAGCACUCUAAAAUACUCCAAAUAUUUUUCUUUUGCUCUAACAAUCAAAUAACUGCAAAAUUAAUGUAACAAAGCAAUGAGGAAAUGUAGUUUAAAAAGAAAGGUUUCGUGCCACAUUAAUUUUAUUUAUUGAUUUUUCGUUGAUUCAUUAGUUAUUCAUUGGUAGUUACAGCAAAUGGAAAGUAUCCGUAGUCUUUUAAAGGUGUGCUUAAUUGAUUGCAAGUGUUAUUUUCUGAAUAUAUUUUUUUAAAUUGACGUAGUUUGCAGGAAUUUUAUUGUUUCUUAGACUUUGUAUGAAAAUUAAACAUGUGUUUCUUGAUAUAUUACGCGAUAGAAUAGUAUAUAUAAUUUAAAGGGAUUUUUCACAUGCGAUUUGAGUUAAAGUGAAAAACGAGCUCGUGUUUAAUUAAGACUUACUUGCCGUGUCAUCUUGUCAAACCAAAUAACGCUUACCGAACUAAAAAUCUUUGUUCUUUUAUAAGAUUGCAAAUAACAUUAAAAAAUUGCAAAAAAGAUGGCAUUUCUUUUUCUUCAGUGCCAUUAGGAUCGUGCAGACUUAAUGGUGUCAGAGGAGAAAGCUUUGAUAAUUUGUUACUUCCUUUCAGUUUUAGUAAAAAUCGGGAGCCCUUAACUUUAUUACCUCUGUAUAUAGGAAUU